This is a messenger RNA of Choloepus didactylus (southern two-toed sloth), 2474 nucleotides long. RefSeq names its product torsin family 4 member A (gene TOR4A). Gene Ontology annotation, molecular function: ATP hydrolysis activity; ATP binding. NCBI's taxonomy places the organism in Eukaryota, Metazoa, Chordata, Mammalia, Pilosa, Megalonychidae. The record is from RefSeq and is a predicted model, not a curated record. Gene Ontology annotation, cellular component: nuclear envelope; endoplasmic reticulum lumen.
UCCCGCCUGCGCCGCACCCCCUGACUCACUUCCUUUGCCCAGAAGCGGAAACCUGCCCAGAGCUCCCUCCCGCUGGGACACUCCCUGGGGACCCGCAGGUGUCGCUCCCCCCCCCCCCGCCGGGCCUGAGCUGGCCCCCUGAGACACCCCACCCCACCCGGGACCCCCACCCAGCGACGUGCUUUCCCCCGGCAGGCCCCGGCGUUUGGAGCAGGAGGGGCCCCCCGGCCAGGGCUGGGGCCGGCAGGGCCUGACCCGCAGCUACAGGGACGGCGACGUGCAUGCGGAGCACCGCCCCCGAGCCAUCAUGGACCGCGGCCAGCCCAGCCGGGAGUUCUUGGCCGGCGUCCCCCGCGCCCCGCGCCCCAGCGUGAUCGCGCCCGUGCGCGCCGUGCUCCGCCUGCGCCGCCGCGUGUGCCUCCUGCGCAAGCGGCGCCUCCUUCCGCCCGGCGCGGGGUCGACUAUCGCGGGGCCGGACGGGGGGCCCCGGGCGCCGCGCGCGGGCUCCGACCAGCCGCAGUUCUUCACCUUCGACAGCCCUGUGGAGCUGUCCUCGAGGGCACCGCGCAAGAGGCGCCGGCGCAGCCGCGUGGUGCUCUACCCCGAGACGUCGCGCAAGUACCUGCCGCGCGCCGAGCAUAAGAGCCGUGCGCAGCGCUGCCUGCUGCUGCUCGUGGCCAUCGUGGGCUUCCAGGUACUCAACGCCAUCGAGAACUUGGACGAUAACGCGCUGCGCUACGACCUGGACGGGCUGGAGAAGACGCUGCAGCGGGCCGUGUUCGGCCAGCCGGCCGCCGUGGGGCGCAUCGUGGAGCUGCUGCGGGAAUACCUGGCCACGCACGUGCACAGCCGCCCGCUGCUCCUGGCGGUGCACGGGCCCAGCGGCGUGGGCAAGAGCCACGUGGGCCGCCUGCUCGCCGGCCACUUCCGCGCAGUGCUCGACGACAGCGCGCUCGUGCUGCAGUACCACGCGCGGCACCACUGCCCCGAGCCACGCGCCGCGCAGGCCUGUCGCGAGGAGCUGGCGCGGCACGUGGCCGACGUGGUGGCGCGGGCCGAGGCGGAGGAGAAGACCCCGCUCCUGGUUCUGGACGAGGUGGAAUUCAUGCCGCCGGCGCUGCUAGACGAGCUGCACGGCCUCUUGCAGCCGCAGCGGCCCCACCACUUCCACAACGCCAUCUACGUGCUCCUCAGCAGCGCCGGCGGCGGCGAGAUCACGCGCUUCGUGCUGCAGAACGCGUCCCGCGCGCUGGCCGCGCGCCCUGGCGGUGGUCGCGGCGCACGGGCCGGGGUGGCUGCGGUUCAGGCCCAGGAGGAGCUGCGUGCCGGCCUGCGGGCGCUCCUGACCCGCGAGCACCCGCUUUGGAAGGUGGCGGCCAUAGUGCCCUUCCUGCUGCUGGAGAAGUGGGACGUGGUCAGCUGCUUCCGGGAGGAGAUGGCCGGGGAGGGCUUCUUUCCCGAGCAGGCCCAGGCCGAGCGGCUGGCUGCGCAGCUCAGCUACUACCGCGUCGCCGGGCGCGAGUUCGCCGUCACCGGCUGCAAGCAGGUGGUGGCCAAGGUGAACCUCUUGUAGCCGGGGCAGCUGGACGCUGUGGACACUAGGCCAGUUGUUUGGGAUGAUGGCGGCAGCAGGAGACAGCUGAAACUUGGACUCCCUCCAGGCGCCCAACAAAUCUGUGGCUGCCCCCACCCCAGCUCACACUCUUGAGCUGCAGAGGCUGGCGAGCACCGGACAAUGUGCUGUGGUCUGAGCUCCCCACUUCCAGUUUCAUUGCCCCCUGAGAGCCCCCAGUCUGUCCCUGGCAUGGCGGCCACCAUCCAGUCCCUAAUUGGGCCAAUAUUUCUCAGUGCCGGCUGUGUCCGCCAUGUUCCAGGCCCCAUCUGGUGAGUGCUCACGCCAUCCCAGGCAGUAGACAGGCCGUCCCCGUGGUACAGGGGAUGGUCUCAGGUGACUCAGUGGGUGAUUCUGUGAGGCGCUGCCGCAACCAUCACACCCACAGCGCCCACCCCCUGUAGCCCCCUGCUCAGCCCUGGGGAGGCCCAGAGGUGCUUCUCCAAUCUGUGGCCUCUUGGGCCGGGGAGCAGCCUUGCAGUGAGGUGUAUUUGGGGGUCUCCUGUGGAUGAACUGCUACAGCGUAUCAUCUGAAAGCACCAGAAGGAGGGCUCCUCCCAGGGUGAGAGUGGUAGGAGGUGAGCCUAAGUGGGGAGCCCUGACCUGGGCCACCCCCCUACCCCGGCCACAGUCCCCCCAGGGCCCCGAGCUGGGGGGUGCAUUCAGGUGCCCUGGGGCAGGGCAGGCCAGGUUUCUCCCCAGUGCUGGGCGGGUCCCCAGGCCUUCCGCUUCUGCUCCCCCCUCUACUCUAGAGAUGAGGUUGUGUGUGUAUGUGUGUGGGGGGGUCUACAGCCAUCAGUGACAACUGUGAGCCUCCUGGGCCUCUGCCCCACCGUGGAGGUGAAGCUGCAGCUGAGGCUAC